Molecule: messenger RNA, 939 nt
Organism: Diplodia corticola
Lineage: Eukaryota; Fungi; Ascomycota; Dothideomycetes; Botryosphaeriales; Botryosphaeriaceae
Product: ngg1p interacting factor 3 nif3
Exons: 1
Coding region: 1-939 (312 amino acids)
Source: RefSeq, a predicted model, not a curated record
AUGAGGCAAGAAACUUUUAACGUGCUGCCUCCGCGCGGCGGCCCUCCCUCGCAUGCCAGUGUCACUCAAUUCCUGUCGAGUCUCCUCCCUCCGGCCGCGAAUGAUGUCAACUUUCUCUACCACACUCCUCGCCAUCCCGCCUACGAUCCUUCUCGCACCGUCGUCUCCCGCGUCGUGCUGAGCAUAGCACCCACUCCCGGUGUAUACGCCGCUCUCAACACCGCCUCGUCCUCCACCCCGCCUCUCUGCGUCCUCCACCGGCCAUGGCAGCUCGACAGGCGCGCCGUCCCCAAGGGCACGCUCGUCAUUGCCAGCCACACCUCCCUCGACAUGUACCUGACCGUGGGCUGGAACAUCACCCUGGCAGGCCGCCUGGGCCUCCACAUCCCGAGCGCUGUGUGCAUCCAAGGCUACAAGGGCGACCCCCAACGGCGAAUCGGCAUCGUUGCAAAAGUCCGGCCCGGCGUGACCCCUUCCCUGGGCAGCCUCACCGACGCCGUGAGGCGAGAGUUUGCCGGCGCCGGUGACCUGCAUCUCCCCGCUGGAGCAGCCCUCGGCUCCGACUCUCGAAUUGCCGUCGUCGCCAUCAUGAACGCCUUCCACCCCGACGAAAUCAACCGCGUUGUUCAUGCUGCCAAGGAGGCAAAGUGGAUUGGCGAGAACGACGACGCCUCGAACGUCCUGUAUCUGACGGGCGCUGCGCGAGAUUAUGGCCUGGAGGCUGCAGCUGCCGCCAGCAUGCCGGCCAUCUGCGUGGGGCACCGUUCCUGUGAGGAGUGGGGCGUCCGCUUUCUGGCCGAGACGCUCAAAGAGCAGUGGCCUGAGCUUAGCGUCGAGGAGGUGCUGGAAGAGGAGGAACCGCGUGCUGGCCCCAAGAAAGCCAAAAAUGCCACCGAACGUGUACCCUUGCGUGUCGAAUCUUGUGCGGCACAAGCUUGA